Beta vulgaris subsp. vulgaris (sugar beet) is the source of this 1361-nucleotide messenger RNA. RefSeq names its product probable xyloglucan endotransglucosylase/hydrolase protein 25. Gene Ontology annotation, biological process: cell wall biogenesis; xyloglucan metabolic process. The transcript has 3 exons. The record is from RefSeq and is a predicted model, not a curated record. Lineage: Eukaryota; Viridiplantae; Streptophyta; Magnoliopsida; Caryophyllales; Amaranthaceae. Bases 242 to 1072 code for a protein of 276 amino acids. Gene Ontology annotation, cellular component: apoplast; cell wall. Gene Ontology annotation, molecular function: xyloglucan:xyloglucosyl transferase activity; hydrolase activity, hydrolyzing O-glycosyl compounds.
GCUUCACCCUCUUAAAAUAUCACUCACAAACUUCCAUGAAAUCCAAUUUUAUUCUCCCUACCUCUCCUAAAUAAACUCCUGUCUUCUUCUAUAUAAAUACCACUCUGGGCCUUUUCCAAUACAAUCUCUCAACCAUACGCUCACAUGCCUUAACUUUCGCUACUUAAGGACUCGUAGAAGAAGAAUACAAGAAUUUUACACCAAAAAAUUCAUAGCUUCUUCUCCUUUGCCUUAAACCAUAAUGAUGAUCAUUUUGAUGCUACUGUUGCAGUUUUUGAUGGGUGUUUAUGGGGAAAACUUCAUUCAAGAUUUAAAAAUAACAUGGGGAAAUGAUAGAGGAAAGAUUCUUAACGAUGGACAGCUUCUGACCCUUACUCUUGAUAAUUAUUCAGGUUCUGGCUUCGAGUCUAGUAAGGAAUAUCACUUUGGUAAGAUUGAUAUGCAGAUUAAGCUCGUACCUGGGAACUCUGCUGGAACUGUCACAGCUUAUUAUCUAUCAUCGAAGGGUGAUACCCAUGAUGAGAUAGAUUAUGAAUUUCUUGGGAACUUGACUGGUCAACCUUACACCGUGCACACCAAUGUAUAUGCUGAAGGGAAAGGGGAAAGAGAGCAACAAUUUCACCUCUGGUUUGAUCCAACUGUUGAGUUCCAUACUUACUCCAUCCUCUGGAAUCCACAAACAAUCAUAUUUUCCAUAGAUGAGAUACCCAUAAGGGAAUUCAAGAAUAGGGAGUCGAUAGGCAUCCCAUUCCCAAAGACCCAUGCAAUGAGACUCUACUCUAGCAUAUGGAAUGCUGAUCAAUGGGCGACUCAAGGAGGCCGGAUCAAAACCGAUUGGAGUCAAGCUCCAUUUCGUGCAUCCUACCGGAACUUUAAGGCGGAUGCUUGCGUUAGAGACGCCGGACGAACAUCGUGCAGUCCUCGAACACUUACUUGGAUGACAAAGAAGCUUGAUGAUUUGAACGUCAAUAGGCUUAAAUGGGUAAGGGAGAAUUUCAUGAUUUAUAACUAUUGCACCGAUACUAAGAGGUUCCCACAAGGUCUCCCAAAGGAAUGCCGCGUCCGCGAGUGAAAACUAAAAUUAAGAGUAUUUCCAGUGUUCAGCUUGUAUAAAAGGGGUUAAAUAUGUAUUUCAUCUUUCGUUCACUCCACUACCUUAGGUAAUUAUGUUGUUAGGUAAUAAGUAUAUGGUAGUUUUGGUUCACUGUUAUUGCGAAAGUACUACCCUCUAUCGAUGUCACGCAUUGCAGUAUCGCUAUGUUAUGUAUAUGUACCGUUGAUAUGGUAAGUGACAUGUAAUAAUGUAUACCAUUGUUAGCUUUUGCAAAAAAAAAAAGAAAAAGAUUGCCCACUUACAAUUA